Neopelma chrysocephalum (saffron-crested tyrant-manakin) is the source of this 14113-nucleotide messenger RNA. RefSeq names its product ankyrin 2 (gene ANK2). NCBI's taxonomy places the organism in Eukaryota, Metazoa, Chordata, Aves, Passeriformes, Pipridae. Gene Ontology annotation, cellular component: T-tubule. The record is from RefSeq and is a predicted model, not a curated record. The coding region runs from base 59 to 12043 and encodes 3994 amino acids. Gene Ontology annotation, molecular function: protein binding. Gene Ontology annotation, biological process: regulation of cardiac muscle contraction; protein localization to T-tubule; signal transduction. The transcript is spliced from 53 exons.
CCUGGGCUGGGGCUGGGCGCCGAGCCUGCAUGGCACGGCAGUGCCGCUCGCCAGCAGCAUGAACGAGGAGGCGGCCCAGAAGAGCGACGGCGGCGAGAAGUGCAACGGGGGGGGCAGCCAGCGCAGGAAGAGACCCAAGAAGUCUGAUAGCAAUGCAAGCUUCCUCCGAGCUGCCCGAGCUGGCAAUCUGGACAAAGUAGUGGAAUACCUGAAAAGUGGAAUAGACAUCAACACCUGCAAUCAGAAUGGACUCAAUGCUCUGCACCUGGCAGCCAAAGAAGGCCACGUGGGACUGGUACAGGAAUUGCUGGAGAGAGGGUCGGCCGUGGAUUCCGCCACUAAGAAAGGGAAUACAGCCCUGCACAUUGCAUCCCUAGCAGGACAAGCUGAAGUUGUCAAAGUUCUGGUGAAGGAAGGAGCCAAUAUUAAUGCACAAUCUCAGAAUGGCUUUACUCCUUUGUACAUGGCAGCUCAAGAGAACCACAUUGAGGUGGUGAAGUAUCUCCUGGAGAAUGGAGCCAACCAAAGCACAGCUACUGAGGACGGCUUCACUCCUCUGGCCGUGGCGCUGCAGCAGGGGCACAACCAGGCGGUGGCCAUCCUGCUGGAGAACGACACCAAGGGCAAGGUGAGGCUGCCGGCCCUGCACAUCGCCGCCAGGAAGGACGACACCAAGUCGGCGGCGCUGCUGCUGCAGAACGACCACAACGCCGACGUGCAGUCCAAGAUGAUGGUGAAUAGGACGACUGAGAGUGGCUUUACACCUUUGCACAUCGCCGCACACUAUGGCAACGUCAACGUGGCCACGCUGCUGCUGAACCGAGGAGCUGCCGUCGACUUCACAGCAAGGAAUGGAAUCACCCCCCUGCAUGUGGCUUCCAAAAGGGGAAACACAAACAUGGUGAAGCUCUUGUUGGAUCGCGGAGGGCAGAUCGAUGCCAAAACCAGGGAUGGACUCACCCCGCUGCACUGUGCUGCAAGGAGCGGACAUGACCAGGUUGUGGAGCUGCUCCUGGAGCGAGGUGCCCCUCUGCUCGCACGGACCAAGAAUGGACUGUCUCCCCUGCACAUGGCAGCCCAGGGGGACCACGUGGAGUGUGUCAAACACCUGCUGCAGCACAAGGCCCCCGUGGACGACGUGACGCUGGAUUACCUGACCGCCCUCCACGUGGCCGCGCACUGCGGCCACUACCGUGUCACCAAACUCCUCCUGGACAAGAGAGCCAACCCCAACGCCCGGGCCCUGAAUGGUUUUACUCCACUGCACAUUGCCUGCAAGAAAAAUCGCAUCAAAGUCAUGGAACUCCUGGUGAAAUAUGGGGCUUCAAUCCAGGCUAUAACAGAGUCGGGCCUCACACCAAUACACGUGGCUGCAUUUAUGGGCCACUUGAACAUAGUCCUCCUUCUGCUGCAGAACGGAGCCUCUCCCGAUGUCACUAACAUUCGUGGAGAGACUGCGCUGCACAUGGCGGCACGUGCCGGGCAGGUGGAAGUGGUGCGCUGCCUCCUGAGGAACGGGGCCCUGGUUGAUGCCCGAGCCAGGGAAGAACAGACCCCGCUGCACAUCGCCUCCCGCCUGGGUAAGACGGAAAUCGUGCAGCUGCUGCUGCAGCACAUGGCCCACCCCGACGCCGCCACCACCAACGGGUACACGCCCCUGCACAUCUCCGCCAGGGAGGGCCAGGUCGAUGUCGCCUCCGUGCUCCUCGAGGCCGGCGCCUCCCACUCCAUGUCCACCAAAAAGGGAUUCACGCCGUUGCACGUGGCAGCCAAAUACGGGAGCCUGGAAGUGGCGAAGCUCCUGCUGCAGCGUCGUGCCUGUCCCGAUUCCGCUGGCAAGAACGGGCUCACGCCGCUGCACGUGGCCGCGCACUACGACAACCAGAAGGUGGCGCUGCUGCUGCUGGAGAAGGGCGCGUCGCCUCACGCCACCGCCAAGAAUGGAUACACCCCUCUGCAUAUUGCUGCCAAGAAAAAUCAGAUGCAGAUAGCCACCACUCUGUUGAACUAUGGGGCCGAGACCAACAUUUUGACCAAGCAGGGAGUCACCCCGCUUCACUUGGCCUCCCAAGAGGGUCAUGCUGACAUGGCGACCUUGCUUUUGGAGAAAGGAUCCAACAUCCAUGUGGCAACAAAGGCUGGACUGACAUCCUUACACCUUGCAGCUCAAGAGGAUAAAGUGAAUGUAGCUGAAAUACUCACCAAACACGGUGCAAACCAGGAUGCUCAGACAAAGCUUGGUUACACACCUUUAAUUGUGGCCUGUCACUAUGGAAAUAUCAAGAUGGUGAAUUUUCUCCUCAAGCACGGAGCAAAUGUCAAUGCUAAAACAAAGAAUGGGUACACCCCUCUUCACCAAGCUGCUCAGCAAGGUCACACUCACAUCAUCAAUGUCCUGCUCCAGCACGGGGCCAAGCCCAACGCCAUCACCACGAAUGGGAACACUGCCUUAGCCAUCGCCAGGCGCCUGGGAUACAUCUCAGUGGUGGACACGCUGAAGGUUGUAACGGAGGAGAUCACCACCACCACAACUACUGUAACAGAGAAGCACAAGCUGAAUGUCCCCGAGACCAUGACUGAGGUCCUGGAUGUGUCGGAUGAAGAAGCCUUUAAACACUCUGAUGAUGAACCCUUCAGUGAUGGGGAAGCAUGUAAUGGCACAGGUGCUGUUAGCAGGAGUUCGUGGAGUGAUGACACAAUGACAGGAGAUGGGGGAGAGUACCUUAGGCCAGAAGACCUCCGAGAACUAGGAGAUGACUCUUUACCAAGCAGCCAGUUCUUGGAUGGUAUGAACUACCUGAGGUACAGCUUGGAAGGAGGACGAUCGGACAGCAUCAUGCCCAGCCUGCGGUCCUUCAGUUCAGACAGGUCCCACACCCUGAGCCACGCCUCCUACCUGCGGGACAGCGCCAUGAUCGACGACACCGUGGUGAUCCCCAGCCAGCAGGUAACAACUCUGGCCAAAGAAGCUGAAAGGAAUUCCUAUCGCUUAAGCUGGGGCCCUGAAAACUUGGACAAUGUGGCUCUUUCUUCCAGCCCUAUUCACUCAGGCUGCAUGUCUGCAAAAAAGGAGGCUGGAUCCUUGCUAACAAGAUGCUCUUCUCCAUGUCUUGAUCUUGACAACAGCAGCUUCCUGGUGAGCUUCAUGGUGGACGCCCGCGGCGGUGCCAUGAGGGGCUGCCGGCACAACGGGCUGCGCAUCAUCAUCCCCCCGCGCAAGUGCACGGCCCCGACGCGCGUGACCUGCCGGCUGGUGAAGCGCCACCGGCUGGCCACCAUGCCCCCCAUGGUGGAAGGGGAAGGACUGGCCAGCCGCCUCAUCGAAGUGGGACCUUCUGGGGCACAGUUCCUUGGUAAACUUCAUCUGCCUACGGCUCCUCCCCCACUUAAUGAGGGAGAAAGCUUGGUCAGCCGAAUCCUUCAGCUGGGGCCUCCUGGGACCAAAUUCCUUGGGCCUGUGAUUGUGGAGAUCCCCCACUUUGCUGCUCUGCGUGGGAAGGAGAGGGAGUUGGUGAUUCUGCGCAGCGAGAACGGGGACAGCUGGAAGGAGCACUUCUGUGAAUACACUGAGGAUGAGCUGAAUGAAAUCCUCAAUGGGAUGGAUGAAGUACUUGACACUCCAGAGGAGCUGGAGAAGAAGCGGAUCUGCCGCAUCAUCACCCGGGAUUUCCCUCAGUACUUCGCCGUGGUGUCCCGGAUCAAACAGGACAGCAACCUCAUCGGGCCCGAGGGAGGGGUGUUGAGCAGCACUGUGGUGCCACAAGUGCAGGCAGUCUUCCCAGAAGGGGCUCUAACCAAACGAAUCCGCGUUGGCCUCCAGGCUCAACCUAUGCACACUGAACUUACGAAGAAGAUUUUAGGCAACAAGGCCACCUUCAGCCCCAUCGUCACGCUGGAGCCCAGGAGGAGGAAGUUCCAUAAACCCAUCACGAUGACGAUUCCCGUCCCCAAGGCCUCCAGCGAUGGGAUCAUGAAUGGCUACGGAGGCGACACGCCCACUCUGAGGUUACUAUGCAGCAUAACAGGAGGAACCACCCCUGCCCAAUGGGAAGACAUCACCGGGACAACACCACUGACGUUUGUUAAUGAAUGUGUUUCCUUCACAACAAAUGUGUCUGCCAGAUUUUGGUUGAUAGACUGUCGACAGACACAAGAAUCUGUUACUUUUGCUUCCCAAGUGUACAGAGAGAUUAUCUGUGUCCCCUACAUGGCCAAAUUUGUGGUGUUUGCCAAAUCCCACGAUCCCAUCGAAGCGCGGUUAAGGUGUUUCUGCAUGACGGACGACAAGGUGGAUAAAACUCUAGAACAACAAGAAAAUUUUGCUGAAGUUGCCAGAAGCAGGGACGUAGAGGUAUUAGAAGGAAAACCCAUCUAUGUUGACUGCUUUGGCAAUUUGGUGCCUCUCACAAAGAGUGGGCAACAUCAUAUAUUCAGCUUUUUUGCCUUCAAAGAGAAUAGACUUCCUCUGUUUGUUAAGGUGCGAGAUACCACUCAAGAACCCUGUGGACGAUUAUCUUUCAUGAAGGAGCCAAAAUCUACAAGGGGCCUCGUUCACCAAGCCAUAUGUAAUUUAAACAUCACUUUACCCAUUUACACAAAGGAAUCAGAUUCAGAUCAAGAACCAGAAGAGGUUGACAUGACGUCAGAAAAAAAUGACGAGACAGAGUCUACAGAAACAUCUAUCCUGAAAAGCCAUCUGGUUAAUGAAGUCCCUGUACUAGCCAGUCCAGACCUGUUGUCUGAAGUUUCUGAGAUGAAACAAGAUUUGAUCAAAAUGACUGCCAUCCUGACAACUGACCCUUCUGAUAAAUCAGGCUCCAUUAAAGUGAAAGAUCUUGGAAAACCUGCUGAGGAAGAGCCAGGAGAGCCUUUCGAAAUAGUUGAAAGAGUGAAAGAGGAUUUAGAAAAAGUAAAUGAAAUUCUGAGAGGGGGAUCCUAUACCAGAGAAGAACAUGUUUUGCAGAAGUCCCUUUCCAAACAAGAGCCUGUAGAAGAAGAAUGGAUCAUUGUCAGCGAUGAGGAAAUUGAAGAGGCCAGAAGAAAUGCUCCCUCAGAAGUGGAGCCGACCGGCGUAGAUGUCAGGGUAGACAAAGGGACAGCAAAAAAGGGGAAACCAGGCAUGGCAGGAAAGGUAGAGGAUUUAAAAACACACGUUUCUCUUCCUGAGCUACAGCCAUCAGCCUUACAAGAGGGCUUAGUAGAAGAGAAGGUUGAAACUGUAGUAAUAAGCAAGGAUUCUCAAAAAGGAGGAAAAGAAUCUCCAAAAACUGGAAAGGAGCAACAGAAGGCAGCCUCAGAAGUUAAAAAGCCCGUCAGGACAAAACUAAAAGAGAAGCCAAAGCCAAAGGAAGGCAAGGCGCAGAGCAGCGGAGAAAAGCUGAGACUACCAAAGCUCACUGCAGACGAGUCGCAGGGCGGGGAACCUGGCCUGAAGGUGACAGCUGCUCCGGAGGCUAAAGCCGUGUCCCCUGUUAUAGAGGACACUCCCAUUGGCUCCAUAAAAGAUAAAGUGAAAGCUCUUCAGAAACGAGUGGAAGACGAGCAAAAAGUCCGGUCCAAACUACCUGUCAGAGUUCCAGCAAAAGAAAGCCCUGCCGAGAAGGCACCUAAGAAACCAGCACAAGUCAAGAAACCGGUAGCACAGAAAGCCCAACCACCCGUCUCGCCUUCUUCUAAGACUGAGAGACUCGAAGAGACCAUGUCAGUUCGUGAGCUGAUGAAAGCCUUCCAGUCAGGGCAAGACCCAUCCAAGAACAUAUCUGGCCUGUUUGAGCACAAGUCUGUCAAACAGAAGCAACAGGCCCCCGAGAAGGAAACAACCCGGAGGAAAACAACUCCUUCGCAGAGCGAAACGAGGCGAGUCACAAGCCUCAAGACAGACAAACAGAAGGACAAGCCGAGCCCGGUGUCAAAAGCAGAGAAAGAGCCGCAACCCAAAAAAGGAAAAACGCAAAUUUCUACCACUGAAACCACCAAGAAAGCUGGUGGUAAAGACCAGGCGAAAGAGCAGAGCAGCAAAAAGCCAGUGGAACCUCUCCCUCCUGUAGUAGUUGAUGCAAGUGCCAAAGAAAUGGCGUCUGGGAAGGGCAGGCCUUCUGAUGACCUAGGAGAUCCUGACUUCCAGAUCAGCCCUGACAGGAAAACCUCAACAGACUUUUCUGACGUCAUUAAAGAAGAACUGGAGGAUAAUGACAAAUACCAGCAGUUCCGACACCUCUCGGUGACAGAGGAGGGAGAACUUAACUUGGAGCAAGUACUGACCAGUCCUUUCGGUGUUGCUUUUCCCACAGAGGAUGGGAAAGAUGGAUUCCUUCCCGCUCUUUCUCUGCAUAGUGGUGCUUUUGAUGGGAGCUCAGAGAGCCUUAAACACGAAGGUGUGGCUGACUCUCCAGGCAGUCUACUUGAUGGAACCCCUCAGAUCAGCUCUGAGGAAAGUUACAAGCACGAGGGUCUUGCAGAGACUCCAGAAACGAGCCCAGAAAGCCUUUCAUUCUCACCAAAGAAAACUGAUGGGCCAACUGAGGAAGCUAAAGGAGCGGCUAGAGCACACGCAACAGCUGAAACAUGCUCUCCGAAGGAAGUCUCCUCAAAGGAAGAUGAAAAAGGUAUUACUGAGAGGCAGCUAGAUGCUGUUACUGAGACUAGUAAGUCUCAUUCUGACCAUGUAUCAGAAGAGCGUGUACCUACAGCCUCUGAAGAAGAGGCUGAUAAACUUAAAGAAAGUAGCUCAGCUUCCAUUAUGAAAGAUAUUAGCAGGGAUAAAGAAUCCAGAACCACUGCACAUGUCACUAAGUCUUCUGAAACACAUGACACUGCUUUAGAGAAAGAAAAAGAUAUAACCUGUGAACGCCGUGUUGCAGUUAGAAGUCCCCAGAAAUUGGAACUUUCACUUGCUAGCCAUGAUAGUGAAGGCGUUAGCCCAGUUGCAGAUGACUCUUUGACUAUAAGUCAUAAAGACUCCCUGGAAGCAAGCCCAGUGCUAGAAGAUAACUCAUCACACAAAACACCCGACUCUUUGGAGCCCAGUCCUAUGAAAGAGUCUCCCUGCCGUGAUUCCCUUGAAAGCAGCCCCGUAGAACCAACAGUGAAGGCUUGUAUUUUGGGGCAGGGUCCUCUGCAGCCUGUUCUUAGCAAAGGAGAAGGCUGCCCAGAGCUGGCAUCGGUGCGUUCCAGGAUUCUCCGUGACCCCGAGGGAAGUGCCGAUGAUGACAGUCUGGAGCAAACAUCCCUCAUGGAGAGUUCGGGGAAAAGUCCCGUUUCACCCGAGACUCCUAGUUCAGAAGAAAUUAGCUAUGAAAUCACACCUAAAACGGCAGACUUGCAGUCACUGUCAAACAUACCAAAAUCGGCCACAAUCCCUGAAGUCAAUGAAGAGCCAGAGGAUGACUCGGAAAGCGAACCGAAGAAGAGAUUCACCCCCGAAGAGGAGAUGUUUAAAAUGGUGACCAAAAUCAAAAUGUUUGAUGAAUUGGAACAAGAAGCAAAGCAGAAGAGAGAUUACAAAAAGAAUCGUAAGCAAGAUGAAUCUUCUGUAGCUGCCAGCUCAGAAGCUCCAUGUGAAACCGAAGCAUCAGAGCCAAUGGCUGUAGUAGAAAAAGAUGUACCUACAGUAGUUACACCUGCAGCUGAAUCUAGGAAAAGCUCUUCCUCUUCGGAAAGCGAGCCAGAAUUGACCCGGCUCAAAAAAGAAGCCGACUCAGGCCUCUUAAUGGAGCCUGUGAUCCGAGUGCAGCCACCCUCACCUUUACCAUCCAGUAUGGACUCCAGCUCCAGCCCCGACGAAGCAGGUUUCCAACCCAUUGAUUCCCAACAAUGCUCUGUCGGGACAGGUGCGGUUAAAGCAGAAGGCAAAGGUGACAAAGAGGAACCGCUUGUCCUUGGGCGCAGCUGUGAGGUUUCCACGGGAGAAUCAGGCACUUGUCAUUCCGAUGGUUGUGCUGAAUCUAAAUGUUGUGGCAGUACAGGUGACUGUGAGACAGUCACACGACCUGGGGGUACUCUCUGUCACUCCAUUGGUGACAGUCCUCAGAAAGAAGUUCACGCUGAGUCUUCGUUAACACUCGAGCAAUACGAAGCUACCGAAAAGGAUGUCGAACCCACAGCAUCAUUACACAGAGAUCUCAUUUCUACAGGAGCUGUGUCAGAGAAGGCAGGGGGCCUUUCUUGUGGGCAUGGUACCACCCAGUACUCUGUACCACAAGAUGGCAAACUGGCCGAAGAUGAUACCACUGACCAUUCUGCUUUGGGAAGGGAUUUGGGAAAAGCAGAUACAGAUUUUGAAACAUCUCAAAGAGAUAGUCCUGCUGAGGAACCCUUACCAAAGUAUCCAUCCCUUACCACUGAAACAGUGGAACUUGACAGUUGUGUAGCAGAUGCCACAGAGAGUAGUGCUCCAUAUAUAGUGAGCCCUUAUGAAAAUGUGUCUUCUGGACAUUUCUUUAUUGACUCUGAAAGUGAGGUAGGGUCUGGUAGAAGUCUGCUCUCUAGGGAAACCUGUUCUGUUGCAGAAGGGAAAGAUCAGAUGGGUGAAGCUUUACUUAGGAGAGACACAGGCAGUGAGUAUUGCUCUUCAGAGGAAGUGUAUAUGGAAAUAGAGCCCAAAUCAGAGGAUGGAUUUCAGACAAUGUCACAAGAUUCCACGCAAUUAGCUGAAUCUGCCCUUGAGGAUAUAAGAGAUGAAACAGAGAAAUUGAUGGGUCACGUUGUCAUCACUAGAACAGAUGUGGAUUCUGACAUGUGGAGCGAAAUACGUGAAGACGAUGAAGCUUUUGAAGCUCGGGUGAAAGAAGAGGAACAAAAGAUAUUUGGGUUGAUGGUAGACAGGCGAUCGCAAGGCACAACCCCUGACACGACACCGGCCAGGACACCCACUGAAGAAGGGACGCCACUCAGUGAACAAAACCCUUUUCUUUUUCAGGAAGGCAAGUUGUUUGAGAUGACUAGAAGUGGAGCCAUUGACAUGACCAAAAGGAACUACCCAGAUGAAAGCUUUCACUUCUUCCAGGGUGGGCAGGAGGCUCAGGAAGAAGUUUCAUUAUCUGAAGAAGUGAAAGAAGCAGCAGAGGAGGAAUCUUCGAAGCUGGAGGGCUCGCUGAACCCAUUUGCACCUUCAGAAUCAGAGGAGUCAGAUAUACCAGAAAAAGACACAGUGAAAUAUUCACCCCCGUCACCCGAGUCUAGUGAUAAAUCAGAAGAAAUGACGGGUGAAGGUGUCAGCACGGGCACCUCAAAAGCAGAUCUUAAAUCCAGAAUUCCAAUUAAAAUGGGUAUUUCAGCUUCUUCAAAAUCACCAAAGAAAGAAACUGCUGCCUCUGAAGCUGAGCCCCUCUCCAGAACAGAGACCGACCCGGUCGAUAGCAGUCAGGUGCCUUGCCCCAUCUCUCCUGAGCAGUGUGCGGUAGAAGAUGAAUUAGAUUUUUCCAAAGUCACCAGAUCAGUUAGUUCCGAACAGGGCGAGGAGUCCCCGGACUCUUCCCCAGAGGAACAGAGAUCUGUGAUUGAAAUCCCCACUGCUCUAAUGGAGAGCGUGCCUUCUUGUGAAAGCAAAUCCAAAAUCCCUGUCCGAACAGCUGCCACCGCAUCGCAAUCCUCGCAACAGUCGGAAAACGAGAGCCUUUCCCCGGACGACUUCCUAGACAGUUCGCAGUGUGACGGAAAAGACGAGCAAGCAAAACCAAAGUCUAAAAUUCCCGUCAAAUCCGCUUCCCAAAAAGCGGAACCACAGUACACCUGCGCGGACACGUCUGCCCGCAAGCUGGAGUCCCCCAAAGCUCUCGACAUGACGAGCGCUGUACCUACGAAACAAGAUAACCGGAGUAAAUCGGAAUCUGAUGCGAGUAGUCCCGUGGACCCAAAGGCUAAGCGUUCAGUCAAAGCUAGGAGUUAUGCUGAGGCGGAAGCAGAGACCAGAGAGAGGGAGAGUGAGAUGAAGUUUGAGCUAGACUCAGAUGAGGCAGCAACAGCAAGAUCGAAGGUAUUUUCAUCACGGUUGCCAGUUAAAAACAGAAGCACUACAGGCUCCCGCGGUGCUUUUAGUCCCACGAAAGAAAGUAAGGACCAUUUUUUUGAUCUUUACAAAAACUCCAUAGAGUUCUUUGAAGAAAUUAGCGAUGAAGCCUCUAAAUUAGUGGAAAGACUCACGCAGUCAGAGAGAGAACAAGAAUUAGUUUCAGAUGAUGAAAGCAGUAGUGCCCUAGAAGUUUCAGUUAUUGAAAAUGUGCCAUCCAGUGAGACUCAGCAGUCAGUUCCUGAAGACAUCUUUGACACCAGACCCAUUUGGGAUGAGUCUGUAGAGACUCAGAUUGAACGUAUCCCUGACGAAAAUGUCCAUGACCAUGCUGAAGAUCAGCAGGAUGAUCAGGAAAGGACAGAGGAAAGACUGGCCCACAUCGCUGAUCAUCUUGGAUUCAGCUGGACAGAGCUAGCAAGAGAACUGGAUUUCACAGAAGAGCAAAUUCACCAGAUCCGAAUUGAAAAUCCCAAUUCACUUCAAGACCAGAGCCACGCACUCCUCAAGUACUGGCUUGAAAGGGAUGGGAAACAUGCAACAGAUACAAAUCUUACCCAAUGUCUCACGAAAAUCAACCGGAUGGAUAUUGUUCACCUCAUGGAGACCAGCGGCAUCGAGUCCACGCAGAUCCACGGCACCCGCACCUACACGGAGAUGGAGCAGUCCAUAGGACUGGACCACAGCGAAGGGUUUUCUGCACUGCAAGAAGAAGUGUACAGCUCAAGACACAAGCAGGAACACCACAGAAUAUCUAAAGACAGUGAGCCAACCGAACACCCUCCUCUCGUCUCCGAGGAAGAAGUGUCUGCCAGUUAUUCUCCUUUUCAGGACAGUACUCCCAGGAGCGAGGCAGAGGUAUCCAUGGCUGAGCUCCUGAGGCAAGCACAUAAGGAACAAGUAGAAACUGAAUUCUCAGGGAAACCCCAAGACGUGCCAGGAAAACCAUCUGCUUCACAACAUGAAUAUCUGGUCACAGCUCCAGGAACAGAGCAGUCUACGGCACCGGUAACUGGGAAAGCAGGAAGCACAGCCAAGGGAGAGACAGAAAAACCAUCCCCACAGCCCCUGUCGUCUGCACAGAGAGGUGAUUCUCCCAUCAUCCAGGAGCCUGAGGACCCCCAGCUCCACCAGGAUGACCCCUCUCCAAGGAGAACUAGUCUUGUGAUAGUGGAGUCAACCGAUGAGCAGACGGAGAAGUCUGGAAGGGGCCAUGAAGAGGAAUCUUUAGAAAAGGAGGUAGCAGAGGAGUUGGGUGGGCUGGAGAUGAGCUCGGAUGAGGACGAGAUGGUCACUACCAGGGUCGUUCGGCGCCGGGUGAUUAUUCAGGCUGAUUGUAUGCCUGACAUGCCACCAGAAACAGUCACAGAAGAGCAGUAUACAGAUGAACAUGGCCACACAGUGGUGAAGAAGGUCACUCGGAAGAUCAUCCGUCGGUACGUUUCUCCAGAUGGCACAGAAAAAGAGGAAGUCCUAGUGCAAGGAGCACCACAAGCACCUGUCACCCUUGAAGAAGGAGAUGGCUAUUCCAAAGUUGUGAAACGGGUUGUGCUGAAGAGCGACAGCGAGCAGUCAGAGGUGACCCUGUCGGAGCCUGCCGUCGUGCCUAGUGCCUCCAAAUUCCAGUCGGAGCCAGUGGAAGGCCGGAAGGUCAGCAAAGUCAUCAAGACCACCGUAGUGCACGGAGAGAGGACGGAGAAACACCUGGGGGAUGCCAGCUUAGCUUCCGAUCUGCCAUCAGCCAAAGAGGACUUCGAAGAGGCUCUGAGCUAUACAGGUAACCACGUGAAAUUCCAACUGCCUGCUUUAGUAGAGAAAGAAAUCAGGAAAGAAGAUGGAUCGAUAAUUAAAAGGACAACCCUAAGUAAAGCCAGCACUCAGAAGAGGACCGUGAUGAAGGAUCGGUGUGGCAAACGUGUUCACAUAGAAGAGCUGGAAGACACCCCAGAAGCGCUCCCCAGGGAUGACCUCCAGCACGACCUCCAGCAGCUUCUUCGGCACUUCUGCCAAGAGGACUGGAAACAGGAGGCCGAGUGAGAAGCUGCUGCCCACCCCCGCCCCCCCCAGCUCCAUGUCACCCUCCGUCCCGUGCGCUCCCGUCACCUUCCCUGGGGAGUUGACGUCACGACCGACGCUAUCGCCCCGGUCACUGCCAUUUCUCCUCGUGCAGCUGCAGUGAAUUCAGUUCUUACCCACCUUAAGAUCCAUUUUGUGUUUUUCUUCUUUUGUACCCUGUAAGCUAAUUUGUGACCAAAGACAGCAUCCUUCGGGCGGGCGGAUUUCUCCCCCGCCGCGCCUCCUCCUCGGCGGUGCCGCCGCUUCUCGCUGUCCCUUCGCUCCGGCGCUCCUCGAGCCGACUUCAUCCACAGGCCUCUUCCAGUGACUGUGUACAAGGGAGUGCACAUGUAAACUGUAAAUAGACAGAGUAUUUGGACUUACCAGACUGCAGGAAAUACGCUGCCCGUGGCUCCCGUCUCCGUGGCUGCGGAACGGCGACGGAUCGCGCGACAUUGUCCCCGUCUACUGCAAAACACACACAGACUGAGGAGGAAGCGCCGCGCAGCUACCGAGUCCUAAGACUUACGGUUUAGGGAUCUCUUGUAGUUAAAGGCUCUAAGAGUCAGGCUAAAAACCUGGAAACCCAGCUGUUCACAUGAGUAACAGCUGCCUGUGGCCAUUAAUACUGUUAAGACCUUCUGACAGCCGCUGAAAGAUUUCCAGAAGGAAAAUCCAAGAAAUAAUACCCCAUUAGGUAACAGAGUUGCUCCCAGCUAUAGCUAUGGCACAUCCCCGUGCAGUGUUACAGCCUAUUAGAUCUGGACCUGGGGCAGGGCGUAUUAAACAAUUCCAACUCCGGUAGUUUCCCGAUUCCGUCACCGCUUAGCCGACCUCACCGACAGACCGGUGGUACUUCCUGCUGGCCACUGCACUGUAGAUAACUGCGGGAAAAAGACUUACCCACUAUACAGGGAGAAUAACUAACUCACCGUGUUUUAUCGAGAUUGCCUCUUAGCUGAGCCGUGCAUGUGGCAUUCCAAGGUCAGAACCAAACCCUCCUAGAACCAUGUCAGCUUCUCCGCCCUCUUAGCACUGAGCGAGCAGUUUUUAUCUUCCGAUCGAGCGUUUUUUAAAGAACAAGUGCUCACAAUCCUCGGCAGCCAGUUUCUGUUCAUAUUUUGUUAUGUAACUAUAUAUAAUAUAUAUAUUUCUAAACCGACCCUCUGAAAAACCACGAUAGCAUGUCUGCACUUUUAUUUUCCGAAAAGGGAACAUAAGGAUCUGAAGCUUUGGGUGUUCUAUACCUUAAUAUUUAAUGGAGGGAGCUCCGUAGGGUUUUAGCAUCACACACGUACACACAAACACACUGACUUAAUGUUUUUAAACAGCUGUUAAUUCAUUUUUUAAUAGUAGAUUCGACACCAGAGUAAAACCAACCCUCUCCUCUAGGAGUAAUCCUUUGUCCGAGCUUAUCUGGCCUUCCGCAGUUAUAGGGUUCUUUGUUUUUUUAACGACUCACUCAGUGCUCAGAACAAGGGCACUUCCUCAUUAAGGUAAUGAUGCCAAAAGCAUGGAAACAUCUCUGCAGUUCUGGCUUCCUGCGGGCAGAACCACCUGAGGUGCCGUGCUGACACUUUUUUGGGCAGGCAAGAAAAAAUUAAAAAAAAAAAAAUAAAAAGCUAAAAGAAAAAAAGUGUUUUGGCAGCCAAACCGACUGAGACCCGUGAUGACACAUCUCACAGCGCAAUCGUGGCUUCCCUGCCGUCCGAGACGGCGCGGGAGGGUCUUCGAGGAUGGGGCUCUCAAGAAAUGCAUUUCUGUUGUGUUAUUUGCGGUGCAGAUGAUGUUCUGUGUAACAACAUAAUGGUUAUUCACCUCUUAUUUUGAUUUUUUGCUGUGUUAUCGGAGAACUUGAAUACUGUGAGAAGAAGUGAAUUUUAAGUUGACGAAUCAGCAUCUUGUUCCCAUGGUGAUAACACUAAUUGAAUAUAUCUAUGAGGGCAUGUAUUAGUUAAAAAUUAAAAAGAUACAACACUAACAAUACAUAGCUGCAAUGUGUACAAUGGCUGAUUUAACUAAAUAAAAAUGUACAAGUGUUAAAUGUAGAAA